CGCUUGAGCCAGCCAGGGAAGACUUGUCCAUUGACAUCGUACGCUCGUCUCUUCCAGGACCAGCUCUUACCUGCCAUGGGGUGCCUGACGGGCAGCCACUGCGAGCGUCCCGAGUCUCGACUCGAGUUUGAAAAACGAUCUCCGUUCCUACUUUUACGACAAUCCCUCAGCCAUCGAGGCCAGAAGAAGUGUGUACGUGUUACGAAACUGAGGAAGUAGUUAUCAGGCUCAUCAGAAGUACACAGCAGGCUGACCUGUCUUUCAACAUCUUAAAAAAAAAAAGGGAAGACAGUUGAUUCAACGUUUGGGUUUUGUUGCAUCGAUCGUUGACAUAGGUGUGUAGGUGUGUGUACAGCUAACGACUUGAACAGGAGUGACACACUUGCUGAGUGACACACUUCAUUACCUGGGAUUCAACCACCUGAAAUGGAACACCCAGCGGGCACAGUAUGGCUGAACGCGCAAAUCGUCCUUUGAAGACUGAGCAGGUAAACCUCGCCGGUAGAAGGAGACCAGGGUCAAAUCGCGGCAAGACAGACAACGAAAGAAGUGAAAUGGCCGACGACGAAUUAAAUCUCGCAGGUCGCCAUGAUCCGAACAGUAAAACAACAACUACCACUACUACCACCAUGACUACAACAACCACAAGGAGUACAAAGACAGCGAGAACAAGAUCGACUACAGCAAAACCUACUACAACCACUGUUAAUGUUGUGACACCAGAAGACAGCAAUACAGGUGAUGAUAACAGUGGUGAAGGUGCGGACCCAGGAAAAAGCCAACAAGAGGCGGACAAGCGCUCAACACAUUGUCAACCUCUCGCAGGUACCCACAUAGACUUCAUUAAAAAAAACUUGGAGCUUAUGCAGACGAAGUGCGAGAAGUAUCACACCUGCACCGGGGAGUUGUAUAACUCGGAGAACUUCUACCGCAUUAUUGCAGGGGGCAAUAUUCAGCUCCGUAACAUCUGUGGUCUAGUGUACAGUUCUACUGGCAGCUACAGAACACUGAAUGACCAGUGCUUACCCACAGAGAGGGAGUCCAUCAGACAGCAGUUGAACGAUGAGCUUAUAGACCAAACGGAAAAACAGACGGAUGAGAAGACCGCAUGGGGAAAAUUAUCUGCCUGCUUGGACAGACGUAAGAUGGACGACGAAGAUCCUAUAAAUACCUUGUGCAGGAUAAAGGGAAGCACUACAGCCCCGCUGUGCAACAUGACUGAUGUGCAAACGACUACGGAGACAUUUUUCAACGAGAAGCUGAGUGCGCUUCACUGCUCCUGCGAUGCUGUCAAGGCAUUAACUCAGGAAUCGCCCGUGCGACUGGGUGCGCUGCUUGGCGGGAUCUGCAGUGGGGCGGUCGUUCUGCUCCUUAUCGUUAUCAUCAUCGUCCUUUGCCUUCGGCACCGCAAGCUCAAGCGCCGUUUGACAGCGGAGUCCAAACGUUCAGGAAACAAUAUGUCGCCACAGGAUGAGUCUUGUCCCAUCUACCAGGAGAUUAAUGAUCCUUCUCGGGGUCCCGAUGCUUGGUUGAAGUGGGGCAAUCCUGGUUACCGGCUGGCCCACCGACCACCCACGCUACCCUACCGCUACACGCCCACCCUUCUUCAGGGUGCUGGCAGCCCCAACGACCACGAGUACCUGGAGCCGCUGCCGGACAUCAGCAACGUGCAGCCUGGACAGACGCUGCCAGGCCCUUUGCGGGACCUCCAGUACGAUCUUGCCCAGCAGGUCGCGCCCUCCCCGAACACUGAGAGGAAGACGAUGGCGGGAGAUAGCGCGGAGGGUGUCAGCAAACCGCCAGAGGAGGGCACCUAUUUCGAGAAGCUCGACAGGCAGGCCGGGAAGGACAACGACGAGGACGGAGGCUACUCCACCUUGGGCCGCAAGCCCACUCUGCGCGUCCGGGGUCCACCGGAAGUCGGCGAAGAGUUGCAGCCCCUCAACAGCCAACCACCAGCUUCAGAGGAAGAUCAAGGACAUAGUAGUACUGCCGACCCACCGUACUUUGUGCUGGAAAGAACUUUGACCACUCAGGUGUAGAGACUGAGCCAGGAAGAAUCUUAUGCCGUACCACGUGUGUGCAGUUUAUACAGUUUAUUGUGAUGAAUGGGUUUGGUGAGGUGACAACACUGUGCAGUCUGUGGCACCAACCUUCGAGUUUACUUUGAUUUGCCCACUGUCUUGCCAGAGUAGUCUUGAGUUGCAAGGGGGAGGGGGUGCGAAGAAAGGACUGCACCCAGUGUUAAGGUCCAUAAAAAUGUAAUUAGCACAUUUGAGUGCUAUAAAUAUUAUUUUCCUUCUUAAACCUGCAGCCGACAACGUACUUCGACAAAUUCGUUGACAGUUGACUGCACGCAAAUGGAGGACAAGAUACUGUUCAAAUUGAACAUACGUACGCAGAUCUGUCUGAUGGACACGACACAUUGUUUGGUACAUAAAAUGGAAAGGAUACUCAGCAAUAAGGAUGUUUGUACACUGGACUGUAGCAACACAGGACUAGACUGUUGGAUUCUGGACAGUAUUUCCGGUUGCACCAAGAACGGACUGUCCUCGUUGAAGGAAGUGAGAAAGCGAGAGCUAGUGGGUGAAAGAAUAGUGAUCCGGAUGUUUGCGAGCUGUCGGAGAAGAGUAUUUCGCUCAUUUUAAUGUUGCUGCUCAAAGAUUAAUUUGAGGUUUCUGACCGAGCAGUCUUACUCCUAGUCGACAAAUUCAGUCAAAGAGACAUUGACUGAGCUUGCUGUGCUCCCAGAGAUUGUUAGUAGUGUUCAUACAUGUGUGCUUACGGGCAUGUGUACAUACGCCUGUAUGUUAGGCAAGGUAGUGACUUACACAUGUGCGUUCGUGAGAGGUUGGGUUGUGUACAAGAGAGGAAGAGACUAAAGUAGUCUUGUUAAGGGGUGUGCAUGGUGUUGUGUAUAACACAAUUUUAUCAGUUUUGAAGACUUGGUGAACUGACCUUCCAUUUUUUUUU
Messenger RNA from Pomacea canaliculata, 2973 nucleotides. RefSeq lists its product as uncharacterized. Bases 450 to 2042 code for a protein of 530 amino acids. The record is from RefSeq and is a predicted model, not a curated record. The transcript is spliced from 7 exons. Lineage: Eukaryota; Metazoa; Mollusca; Gastropoda; Architaenioglossa; Ampullariidae.